AUGCAAUCUAGUCAUGAUUGGCUCAACCAUAUGAGCAAGUUUUGCGAGGGAAUGCGCAAUUACGACGCUCCACGGAAUCCUAUUGUGCGAGUGGCUCUUAUUGACGAUGGCAUUGACCCAGAAAAGACCAACUUCAGAGUACAUGAAGGAAGGACAUUUGAUGAAAUGGGUGAUACUGGUCUCGAUAAUUACUAUGUUGACCCUGGUCAACAUGGAACGAUCAUGGGAAGACUCAUAAGUAAGAUGUGUCCCAAUGUUCAUCUUUAUGUCGCAAGGUUAAAGAGAGCUCCGGGUUCCGAUAUUCCGCCAACAGCGGCAAAGGCGGUAUGUACUAACCUAAUAACCAAGAUGAUGGAAGGGAUAACUCUCGCUGACAUUUUCCAGGCGAUAUAUUGGGCGCUACACAAAAAUGUGGAUAUCAUCUCUAUGAGUUGGACAAUCCCAGCAAAGGGACCCAACCCUAAGGAUACUGAAGAGUUUCAAGUUGCCAUAGCCGAGGCUAUCAAGCAAAAGAAACUUCUCUUUUGCGCUCUACGAGAAAGUGAAGAUGCUUUAAUUGAACAAGGCUUCUACCCCGUCGGUCUUGACCAAGUAUUCAAGAUCGGCUCUGCUACACGAUCCGGGAACCUGGUGAAAACUAGCUCGGGAGACGGAAAGUCUGUGCAAUUCAUUCUUCCGGGUUUGGAUGUGCUAUCUGACAAUGAGGAAAAUGUCCAAACACUCAACGGGAGCUCAGUUGCCACGGCUCUUGCCUCCGGACUUGCAGGCAUCAUUCUUUUCUGUGCCGAUCUGGUUGAUCAGGAUGCCGCAAGCUACGGCAAAGCUAAAAAUUAUAGUGAGAGCUUGCGGGACAUCAAUAAGAUGAGAUCAGUCUUUGAGAAUAUGAGUCGCAAGAGCAAUGAAGGGAAAUUCCCAGAAGUCCAGCGAUAUUUCAAGAUCACCGGAAAAGAUCCUAAUAUCGAUGAUAUUAAGGAUAUCGUGACUUCCUUGACAUCUGGUGUAAGUAUGACAUCUCCCAUUCAACCAAACUGA
This is a messenger RNA of Penicillium macrosclerotiorum, 1032 nucleotides long. RefSeq lists its product as uncharacterized. Lineage: Eukaryota; Fungi; Ascomycota; Eurotiomycetes; Eurotiales; Aspergillaceae. Gene Ontology annotation, molecular function: serine-type endopeptidase activity. The transcript has a single exon. The coding region runs from base 1 to 1032 and encodes 343 amino acids. Gene Ontology annotation, biological process: proteolysis. The record is from RefSeq and is a predicted model, not a curated record.